Messenger RNA from Panicum virgatum (switchgrass), 1121 nucleotides. Its product is annotated as xylanase inhibitor protein 1-like. Gene Ontology annotation, molecular function: chitinase activity. The record is from RefSeq and is a predicted model, not a curated record. NCBI's taxonomy places the organism in Eukaryota, Viridiplantae, Streptophyta, Magnoliopsida, Poales, Poaceae. Gene Ontology annotation, biological process: carbohydrate metabolic process. Gene Ontology annotation, cellular component: extracellular region. The coding region runs from base 28 to 1041 and encodes 337 amino acids. The transcript has a single exon.
UAUAUAUAUCUGUCCCUGCUGCAAGCAAUGUCUAUCUAUCGAUCGAGAACAAGAACCAUCUCACUGCAGUCUCAUCUCAUCAUGGCCUUCCAACACCACCGUUCAUGGCUGCUCCUCCUCGCCCUCGCUGGCUUGUUGUGCCUCGCUGCCACGGCCGCCGAGGCCAAGCGGACCGGCGAGCUGACGGUGUUCUGGGGCCGGAACAAGGACGAGGGCACCCUGCGCGAGGCCUGCGACACCGGGCUGUACAACACCGUGGUCAUCUCCUUCUUCAGCGUCUUCGGCCACGGCAAAUACUGGACCGACCUCUCGGGCCACCCGCUCCACGGCAUCGGCGCCGACAUCAAGCACUGCCAGUCCAAGGGCAUCCCGGUGUUCCUCUCCAUCGGCGGCGGGGGCACCCACUACUCCCUCCCGUCCUCGGCGUCGCCGGAGGCCGUCGCGAACCACCUCUGGAACGCGUACCUCGGGGGCGGCAGCGGCGACGUGUUCCGCCCCUUCGGCGACGCGGCGGCCGACGGCGUCGACUUCUACGUCGACCAUGGCGCGCCGGAUAACUACGACGAGCUCGCGCGCCGCCUCGACUACUUCAACAGCAUGUACUACCACGCCACGGCAAAGCACGUGCGGCUCACGGCCACGCCGCGCUGCGCGUUCCCGGACCGCCGCCUCGAGCGCGCGCUGGAGACGGGGCUGUUCGAGCGCAUCCACGUCCGCUUCUACGGCGACGAGGAGGAGCGGUGCUCGUACAAGAAUGGCGGGGUCGACGGCGUCGUGGAGGAGUGGGAGAAGUGGACGGCGAGGUACCCCGGGAGCCAGCUCUACGUGGGGCUGGCCGCGGCCGAGAGCGGCGUGCCGGAUGGGGCGCCGCCGCCCGUGGAGGUGUACCUCAAGUACCUCUACUACGACCUGCUGCCCAAGGUGCAGAAGGCGGACAACUAUGGCGGGAUCAUGAUCUGGGACAGGUUCACCGACAGCAGGACCGGAUACAGCACCGCCGUCAAGGGCUGGGCGUCAUGCUCUUAUGGCGGCUGUGUUUAAUUUAUUUAUUUCACUAUAUACGUUCUCUAUAUAUAUAUAUUGGUCCUUAGUUUGCACCAGAUACGUUAUAUAUAUAUAUA